CUGAGUAAGAGUUUUAUCGAAGGAAGAUCUUAUUUAUAUAUGAUACAUGAUGAAUGUCAAUGUCGGGUAACAAACGUUGCAACCAAUCGUAAAAAGUUUUUUGUAUGAUCGAGCAAUUUUUCGCUGGAUGAAAAGACAACAAUGAAGUGGACAGAGCAUUUGAUGAAAUGGGCAAGAUCGCCACAAAAUGAAAACAAAGUCAAAUUUGUACCUCAAAUGCCAUUUGUACUGAGAAAUCGUAUUACCGGCAAAGGAAGUAUUCAUAAAGAAAAAGGAUGCUUGCAGGAGACUUCUGUUGUAUUAGCUUGUUUAAAACUGAAUGAUUUUGAAAACAACAAGUGUCUUAAAGAAAUCGAAGCCUUCGAUAAUUGUUUCAAAGUUCAUACGAAAAACACACAGUUUGCCAAAAAUGAAGCACACAAAGGUACACUAGUUCCUGGGGCAAAAAAUCUUAAGUACAAGCAAGUUAACAAAUUACUAUCGAGAUACCCUCAAGAAAAUCGAGACUCCAGAAAAUAGAAUUAAAUGUUUUUUGCAAAUGCGUUUAUUUUCAUUUGUUUUUAUUACUGCUACUGUAGAUUAUUGUACAAGUCAUUGAUAAUAAGUUAUUGUAAAAUCG
Molecule: messenger RNA, 619 nt
Organism: Cotesia glomerata
Lineage: Eukaryota; Metazoa; Arthropoda; Insecta; Hymenoptera; Braconidae
Product: coiled-coil-helix-coiled-coil-helix domain-containing protein 1
Exons: 3
Coding region: 142-519 (125 amino acids)
Biological process (GO): mitochondrial translation
Cellular component (GO): mitochondrion; nucleoplasm; mitochondrial ribosome
Molecular function (GO): RNA binding
Source: RefSeq, a predicted model, not a curated record